This is a messenger RNA of Papaver somniferum (opium poppy), 1314 nucleotides long. RefSeq names its product F-box protein At5g07610-like. Lineage: Eukaryota; Viridiplantae; Streptophyta; Magnoliopsida; Ranunculales; Papaveraceae. The coding region runs from base 1 to 1314 and encodes 437 amino acids. The transcript has a single exon. The record is from RefSeq and is a predicted model, not a curated record. Gene Ontology annotation, molecular function: protein binding.
AUGAGUUUCUUAUCCUUGAAACAGCUCCUUCAGUUCUCGACACUUCCUUCUGAAAACUUAUCAAAUGAGAAUUCGUUAUCGUUGACAUCUCUAUCUUCAGCAUCAUCGACUCAGGUUAGUAGCAACAUUGAUCUGUUAAGACAAAUUCUAGUGUGUUUACCAGUGAAAUCCCUGCUCAAAUUCAAAUCUAUAUCAAAAGAAUGGCUUUCUAUAAUUUCCAGCCAGGAUUUCAUUCGUGAUCAUUACCUAGUUCGAAACCGCAGUUUCCCGUUAGUCCCUCGAUUAUUCAUUCUACAAGUGACUGUGGGCUUCUCGCCCAAAAGUUCUAAAAUUAAAUCUUAUUAUGGGAGACAACCUUCUGGAAUUAUUCCCUUUAAAACUUUCGUUUUCUUCCUUCAUGAAAGAAAAUUCAGCAAAUCAUCAGCCGCAUUUGAGACCCUUGCUUUCAACAAUGAUCCAUCAGAUAUAAAAAUCAUUCACUCUUGUAAUGGUUUAUUCAUUUGUAGGAGCUACAGAACAUAUUACGGUGAUUUCAAUUAUGACGUAUAUAAUCCUUCAACAAAGUGUUUCAAACCUCUUCAUCCAUCUCCGUUUAGAAAAUCAAGCGUUUUAAAAAGGAUUUGCAGCGUUAACAUGGUUUUCGAUCCCCUUAGAUCAAAUUACUAUGAAGUUAUAUUUAUUUGGAGUUCCAAUGAUGGAGAUACGUUUCAGAUUGAAACAUACUCUUCGAAAACAGGUUCCUGGAGAUUACACCGAGAUGGGUUCUCUGCACCAGUGAAUAUGUUUUGUAGUCCUGCUGGUGUGUUUUGGAAUGGUUCGCUUCAUUGGAUUAACAGAGAGUGUUCGUUAUAUUUUAAUGCCAGUCAAGAAUCGCUAAAGACAAUGCCAUCACCACCAAUACCUGCUGAUGGAUUUGACAGUAAGAAGGUUAAAUGUGAGUAUUUUGGAGCGUGCAAUGGACAUAUGUAUUUUGUGGAGGUUCAUCAUUCUAAUCCAACACAAUUCGAUAUCUUGGAAAUGGAUAUCGAUUACACAGGCUGGACUGUGAAGUAUCAUGUCGAUCUUCAAGAACUGGCAAUUGCCUACCCAAAAAUGGUUCGAGCAGAUUAUGAUUUUUCUAUACUGCUUAUCGAAGAAGAUGAUGUAUCGUCAAAUAUAUUGAUAAAUAUACCAGAUAAAAUUAUAUCUUACGACCUUAAGGAAAUGAGCUUCAAGAAACUGCACGAUUUGCCAAGCAUUCCUACCGGUGGUGCUCAAGUUACAGCUCCAAGAUAUAGUGCUUACCGAUACGAUGAAUCCCUUGCCUGUGUUUGA